UCCGAGACCGGUCUUUCCCAGUUCAGUGUUGUAAAUCUUUGUAAAGUGGACUAUCGAUAGUUGGCCGCACGCAUCACUAUUUUAGAACACACCGCGUAAAAGCGACGCCGAUUUCAAUUUCAACGAUUUGCGAAAAGUUUGCGAGAAACGAGGACAAAAUGGCCGACGUGGACGACUUUGACUCGCUGUCCAAUGCAGAGCUGCGCACCAAGAUGCUGGCCCAGGGGCUGCCCAACAUCCCAGUGACGGACAGCAGCCGCAAGGUGCUGGUGAAGCGUCUACGCGCCUCCAUUGGCGGCCAGUCGUCGCCGGCAGCCAGUCCCAAAAAGGGCGGCCGGCGUGAGACCCUGGCUCCUGGGCCCGCUCCUGUGGCCUCCGCUCCGGCUGCUGCCUCCACGCCGGUGGACAAGCUGGACGGCAAUAAAGUGGCACCCGCCACCAAGGCUCGUCGCACCAUCACGGCCGCGAUCGCCGCUACGGAAGUGAAGGAAACUGAACGCCGUCGUCCCGAGGAGCCGGUGGUCGCCAGGAAGCCCACGGCUGUUGCUGCUGCUACUGCUGCAGCUCCGCCGAUUCAGACACGGCGAACUUCCACCUCGUCGACUGGUUUCGAAAGAAAGGUGGUGGAGCCGGUGAAGAAACCAAAACCCAUUGCCGAGGAACCGGUAGCCUCUAAACGCGCUGACCGCGAAGAAAACUACCUGAAGGUUAACUCACUGAUCGUCCUGGAAUCGGACGAAGAGGAGGACGAGCAGCUGGCCCAGGCUGCGGAUCUGUUGGAGCAGCAGCACGCGGCCAGGGAGAAGGCGACUUCGAAGCUCGCGAGCAGCGGCACCACCACCUAUGAGUACAAAAGCAAGGUUUCCUCUGUGGUGGAACCACCACGUCGAUCCAUCUAUGAACCCACAGCCGCUCCUGUGCUGCUGGCACCUUCUGGACCCACUGCCAGGUCGCAGACACAGACACAGGCCACCAGUAGCUCGGCCAGGUCCUACGAUUACCUGAACAAUCCGACCGGCGGUCGCUAUAGCAGCUAUGUGCGUACCGCCACCCAGGGCUAUGUCACUGCCGAGGCUCCGCCGGCUCCCACUUACACAUCAUCCAACUAUCGGAGCACCUAUGCCAACGAGCUGAGCGACGAGUACGAGGCGGAGGAAGAUCAGUACGAGAGCACCUUUGCCCAGAAUCUGGCACGUUUGCGGUCCGAACGGAUCGGGGAUCGCAACAGUCCGUACAGCAGGCGCACUUUGGCCAGUGGCUCGACGGGCAGCGGAAGUCUGGGCUACGAGCCGCGUGCCCGACGCUCUUUGCGUCCGGACGACAACAGCGUGUCGGUGGCCUUUGGUCGCUGGUGGAACAGCCUGGAGCAGAAGUACCACAUCAAGUCGAAGCUGUUCAUACUGUUCGUCGUCGUAUUGCUAAUCGGCGUCUAUAGCAUAUUCUUCUGACCAGCAAAUCAGUACAUUUUUUUUCGAAUCUCUGUAUCCUAGUUUGUAUUCCAUGUUGGAUUUGUUUUGUAAACGGGCCCGCCGCUGCGGACUGUAUGAAUCUUGUUUCGAUGUAAUUUGAGCCUGAGAUUGACUAGCAUUUAAGCUGUGUGUUAUCCGUGUUCCAAUAAAGCCCACUUGCAGGGAAUCGUCUCAGA
Drosophila gunungcola (fruit fly) is the source of this 1645-nucleotide messenger RNA. RefSeq names its product otefin. NCBI's taxonomy places the organism in Eukaryota, Metazoa, Arthropoda, Insecta, Diptera, Drosophilidae. The record is from RefSeq and is a predicted model, not a curated record.